AUGGAAGCAGAGGGCACGCAAGAGGAAUCACCCAUUCCGAGAAGACGGAAUGACACAGUCAUCUAUUCUCGUGGCAGACAAUCUCGCCGAACGGCGAGAGGUCGUGAGGACGGAGAAGGGAAAUCCGAGAGAACACGACAACCUGUGAUAAUGGGUGUCACGCCGUUCCACCGAUGUAUCCUCGAGGUCCGGUUGCCGAAACACUUCGACAAACCAACGGACAUGAGAUAUGACGGAACUCAAGACCCUCUAGAACAUCUCACGGCCUUCGAGGCUAGGAUGAACCUAGAGGGAGUAGGCGACGAAGUAAGGUGCCGCGCCUUCCCGGUAACCUUAGCAGGACCAGCGAUCAGAUGGUUUAAUGGCCUCCCCCAAGGUUCCAUCUACAGUUUCUCAGAUAUCAGCCGCGCAUUUCUGGCUCAAUUCACAACGCGAAUAGCGAAGGCCAAGCAUCCUAUCAACCUCCUCGGGGUAACCCAGAGACAGGGAGAGCCGACCAGGAGAUACUUAGAUCGGUUCAACGACGAAUGCUUGGAAAUAGACGGCUUGACCGACUCGGUGGCCAGUCUCUGCCUGACGAACGGCCUCCUCAACGAGAACUUCCGGAAACACCUUACCACGAAGCCGGUUUGGACGAUGCAUGAAAUCCAAACGGUGGCCAAAGAGUACAUAAACGACGAGGAGGUCAGCCGAGUCGUGGCUGCCAAUAAGCGGCAGUCCGGUUACGGCCAGGCUCGGCAGUCCGGUGGCGACGGGGAGAGCAAAAGAAAAGUCUAUCAACAAAUAGCUGAGAAGGGAAUUCUUCCGAAGCCCCGACCACUAAAGGAUCGCACAGGCGGAAACAAGAACCUUUAUUGUGACUACCAUAAGGGAUAUGGCCAUCAAACACAGGACUAUUUCGACCUGAAGGAUGCAUUGGAACAGGCGAUAAGGGAAGGAAAGCUAGCAGCGUUCUCCCACCUCAUCAGGGAGCCGAGAAGGCGUUAUCGUGAUCAGGACGAGGAAGACAAGACACGCUCGGCCAAACGGCGGCCGGAGCCCGAAGACAGAGACCACGGCCUCACGGUAAUAAAUGUGGUAACGGCAAAAAACGCUGCACCAAAAUCCCGGUCGGCACACAAGAAAGACGCCAAGGUUCUGGCGAUCUCAUCUCCACCUGUGCAGAGUACCAAAAAACCUCCGUCCAUUUCUUUCGGCCCAGAAGAUCAAUGGUUCAGCGACGCCCCGGAAAACCCUCCCAUGGUCAUAACGGCCAGAGUGGGAACCGGCCUCGUCAAACGGAUCCUUGUCGACACUGGGGCUGAUUCAAACAUCAUGUUCCGCAAUGUGUUCGACGCACUGGGGCUGAAGGAUGCCGACCUGACGACCCACCAGCACGGGGUUAUCGGGGGCGACAUAUCAGAGGCUGAUGAACAGGAUAUUCCGCGACCUCAUAGGGAAAACGGUCGAAGUUUACGUGGACGACAUCCUGGCAAAAACAACACGACCUGA
Arachis stenosperma is the source of this 1491-nucleotide messenger RNA. RefSeq lists its product as uncharacterized. The record is from RefSeq and is a predicted model, not a curated record. The transcript has 3 exons. Bases 1 to 1491 code for a protein of 496 amino acids. Lineage: Eukaryota; Viridiplantae; Streptophyta; Magnoliopsida; Fabales; Fabaceae.